CUACGCGCCGGAAGUCGAUAAAGCGUAGCCAUCUUGGAUUGAUUUUUACGAGCCCCGCGGGUGGCGAUUCUAAAAGCACGAUCAGCGUACCUCCGCGACUUGUAGACGACACCCGAAAGGCGAGCAGUGGGCCAUGGCCGACGACAAGGUGCAGACGGCGGUGCCCGAGGUAGAGGAAGACGAGGACCACCCAAACUACAAGCCACCUGCGGCCAAGAGUCUCAAGGACAUCGUUGAGGCCGACAAGGAGGACCCGUCACUCCAGAAGUACAAGGAGACGCUGCUAGGGGCCGCCACUGCAGAGGCCAUUGUUGUCGAACCGGACAGCCCCAACCGCGUUCUUGUGAAGAAGUUGGUGCUGGUUGUCGAGGGCAGACCUGACAUCGUGCUCGAUCUCACAGAGGACUUUGAGCAGAUCAAGAAGCGCACGUUCAUCGUCAAGGAGGGCAUUCAGUACCGGAUCCGGAUCGAGUUCUUUGUGCAGCGCGAGAUCGUCACAGGUCUCAAGUACGUCCAGAAGAUAUACAGGCAUGGACUGCAGGUGGAGAAGAUGAACCAGAUGGUGGGCUCGUACGCCCCCAAGAAGGAGAUCCAGUCCUUCACGACGCCGCAGGAAGACAUGCCAUCGGGCAUGCUCGCCCGUGGCUCGUACACGGUCAAGUCUCUCUUCACCGACGACGACAAGCACGAGCACCUCAAGUGGGAGUGGACCUUCGAGAUCAAGAAGGACUGGGACGACUAGACGUAUCCUCACCUCCGGGCUCGGACAGUGACUCGGAACCGCAUCCCCAGCGGUUUCGCAUGCCCAACCAUCCCCCUCCCUCCCUCGGCCAGUGGCAACCCACCACUAGCGGUGUAAAAAGGCACCAAGAUUAGCCGCAGAAGGCAGAUCAGUGUGAGAAAUUUGUUUUCCAUCGCUCCUACUCUUCAUUCGUCCCGAGAAGCUGGGUGACAGCAGUGUUGGUUCCUUUUAGUGUAGCUGGCCAUGGCAUUGCUACGUUGCUUUUCAACGUCGGCACCCCCUGCUUGGCGGCUAACCAAGCCUGCCUGCAUGACGUGGCAAGGGUGAGUCUUCUACACUACUCUAGAAGCUGCCCCUCAACAUUACUGUGCAAGCACAGUGUCGCCUCUUAUAUCACGUGGUCAUUGGACUUCAUUGGCACUGUUAUGUAGAUGCUGCGAGUGCGUUGUUAUUAAAGUUCAGCUCACCGUUCACGAAGGAGUUUGAAAGUUUGAAAGUUUAUUUAACAUAAGUAAAGAAGUAAGUGCUGUUUAAACGCAGAGGCCACGUCAUGCAAGGGGUCGUGUCAUCCGCUUUCUAGAUUUAAGGUUGAGUGUCAAGAAGGGGAAAGUUUAAGAAUGUGAGAGUAGGUGGGAAGAAUUCAAAUUUCUCACUUUGUCUGGCUCUGCCUCGUAACGUUGUCAUUGCUCCCAUAUAUAUGGGAGUGGUGAAGAUGGCUAGGAAAGCUGUUGCUCUAAGACCAAAGAGUGGUUGUACAAGGUUUCCCGUCGUUUGCUGGAAGGCAAAUUGGAUCAAAUGCUGGAUGCCGAGACGAUCUCUUCGAGCAAGCAGACACACACAAAAGAAGUUCGCAUUGUUGCCGCGUUGUUUCUGGAAGCAGAAGUUCCUCUAGACCCCCACCGUUGGUUAGCGGAAUUGCCCUCGGUAGUGUUGUGACCGCGAAUGUUUCCGUCGCAUGAAGGGGGGGGGGGGGUGAGAAUGCGGAUUGUGGGUAGUGAUGGCCAGCGUUCCUGCAUUUGUUGUCGCCGCACCAACGCUCGCAAUCGCCGAACGACAACGGCUGAAGCUGCCUCCGUCGUCGGGCUGCAUUUGUUGCACCAUUUUGCGUACGAGGCUUGUUGCGAAGGCCACAGUGAAGCUACUUAAUUAAUGUGCACCUCUGAAAGAGGUGAAAAAAAAAAAAAAAGCCACACGUUGAUGACACAUCAGACUGACAGACACUGUUGAUUUAAUGGUCUCUUUUUUUGGCAGCGUGCAUGCUUUUUCACUAUGGCCGCCAGAGUGUAGCAGUUUCAGCUGCUUUGAUUGCUCACUGGAAGAAAUGUUUUGGCAGGUUUCAUGUUGUGGUGCGUUGCCACUGGCCACUGAGUGUUCUCCUAAGUUCUGCGAGAGUCGGAAGUUGAGUGGACCGUUCUUUCUCUCCUCCUCUAGCUGUACAUAAUGAGGCGUCGUUUCAAAUGUCUUACAUGCUUGUAUUUUUAUUCUUUUGUUUUCCACGGUUUGUAGUCGCUCGUCUUUAGCCGGCUUGUUCGGCCAGUGCGAGCAUGAUCGAUGACUGCGACGUCUUUAUUUUUUUCCGACUCGUUUUGUUUUUGUGUGUACCAGUUUGCUCAGUUUUAUUCAACUGGGACCUCUUGUAUUUCUUCCCUCUCUCCCUCUUUAUUUUUUCGUUACUUAAACUAACCGCACAAUACAUCGGCGUACAGAGGCGAACGUCGUUGGAGGAUACCCGCGACGUGCCCAGGAAAUGCUGCCUGUCGGAUGGACAGCAGCAGGCUGUUUGGAGCUUUUUGCAAUGUGCGGGAACAGCUUUUGAUGCCUGACGAGAAUUGUGGAUUAUAUGAGUAUUUUGAUAGCACAUUGUGCAUCUUGAAAAUCUGGGAUGCCAUUUGGCUCCCGUACUAUAAGGAAAACAAAUAAAGCUCGGUGUGGCCACGCUCAACUUUUGUAAUGAGAAUAUUAGUCUAGUAAUAAUGCUGCAAGUGCACUAUGCAAAACUGGAGCUGUGUUCUUGACCGAUCACUCUUGGCAAUGGUUACAAGCCGGUGAGGCAGUCGAUGUUAUGAAAGGAUUGGCACAGCUUCUAACGGUGUUGUAGUUGCGUUUCUCAAGUGGGUUUGACCAAAUGGCCAUAAGGUCUUUUGAGGUGUUCCAUUAGAGGUUAUGUGAAGCUAAAGUGAAUACAGUAUCCUCGAAAGUGAUCGGCCUGAGAACACUGACCCCGGUGUGAUGUCUGAGAGACCUUUUUUUUUUUUCUUCUUUUUGGACCGCCGGCACAGACACUGCGCUCUGGAUGUUGUCUUCCUGACACAUUGGUGUAUAUUGAGCUGAACGAACUUGCGGUAUCAUUUGCUUUGUUAUUAAUGAGUUUUACAAUGGAUUUCUUUUAAAGAAUGUAUGUUAACAUGAAGCCAUGUUAACGUACAUUCUUUUGUUGACUGCGAUGGAAGGUUGCCAAACCGGUGUAGUCUGUUUAGUGCUUUGUGGACACCGACCACAGAGCGAGCAGACUGGAAAAUGCCGGCAAAAUAUUUUUCCUGCUCGCAAUGCAGAUUCUACGUGCAACACCCCUCAUGUUCCAAAGCUAGUUGCUCACGACAGUUUACCAAGUUUUGCUAUUUGUGUUUCUGUACAGUUGUACAUACAGUGUUUCGCUUGCGAUUCGUUCACUGAAAAUGUGCAAUGCCUGCUUAAUUUCUCUGCACGUAAUAACACUGCACCAGCCUCGCAGAUUCCUUACGUGGCACGUUCGCACUGCUGCAACAAAACCUUGUUACGUGAGCGCCGAAUCAAACAUUGUCGUGCCCAAAUUUAAGUUGUUCUUUUUCUCGCACGUGCCUUCGGUGGUUCCAUCACACGAUGUGCCUGCACCUGUGACCGCGUUUUGAUUGCACCGAUAGUUGCGUGCACCGUUUUUUCUAAGCUCGUUUGGAGCAGUAUUUCUAGGCACCGUUGUUGGACUUUUGGAAAGGUGAUGUAGUUGACUGUAUAGUUCGACCGAGCUUUUUUGCAGGAAGUCCUCGAUAUUUUGCACAGAAGCUAAGAACGUUGCGUUUGUCAUUCUGCUGGGGCCCCGAUGCCAUCCACUGCAAUAAAGCGUGUGCAACAAAUUUA
Messenger RNA from Dermacentor silvarum, 3856 nucleotides. It is a transcript of the gene RhoGDI, whose product is annotated as rho GDP-dissociation inhibitor 1. Gene Ontology annotation, cellular component: cytoplasm; membrane; cytosol. The record is from RefSeq and is a predicted model, not a curated record. Lineage: Eukaryota; Metazoa; Arthropoda; Arachnida; Ixodida; Ixodidae. Bases 134 to 742 code for a protein of 202 amino acids. Gene Ontology annotation, molecular function: protein binding; Rho GDP-dissociation inhibitor activity. The transcript has 5 exons. Gene Ontology annotation, biological process: Rho protein signal transduction.